AUGGCUCGAUUACUGGUGAAAGCCACUACUCCCCGGCCAGGCCUCGUGGGACUUCCCCGGGCGAGUCCGACGGUGCUGUAUAAGCUCGACGGGGGGAGACGUUGGCAACACUACCGAGGAGUGGGCUCGACCCUGGAGGUCAGUUCCUCCCACACGAAUACCUCUUCCUCUUCCGUUUCCUCUUCUGCCUCUUCUACCCCUCCGCUGGCCGCCCUCCCCAACAGCGUCCUUCUACGCUCCCUCCUCGUCGCCGCCAUCUCCUCGAAACCCUACCUGCUGGGACCGUCGCUGUGGGCAUUGUCCAUCCUGACGCAGCCCGGACGGGGACUCUUGCUGGACGUGGACCGCAAUCCGCUCCUGCACGGCAUCCUCAAACAGACCUUCUACAAGCAGUUCUGCGCGGGCGAGAAUCCCGCCGAGACGCAGGUGACGCUGCGGCGGUUCAAGGAGCUCGGGUUCCGUGGUACGAUCCUGACCUACGCCAAGGAGACGGUGUUUGAUCAUAAGACCAACACGUCGCACGGGCUGGGGAUUGCCAACGAUCUAUCGCAGGAGAAGGCGCAGCAUUGUCCGACUAUUGAGGCGUGGCGGAAGGGAACGGUGGAGACGAUUGAUUUGCUGGGCGAUGGCGAUUAUUUGGCCGUGAAACUGACCGGAGCCGGACCCUCCGUCACCGAAGCGUUCUCGGCCGGUGAACUCCCUCCCAAACAGAUGCUGGACGCCCUGGAGGAGAUCGGAAGCAAGUGCCAGGCGCGACGGGUGCGUCUCCUGGUGGACGCAGAGUCGCAGCACUUCCAAGCGGGAAUUCUACGGGUGACGCUGGACCUGAUGCGGCGGUACAACCGGGAGGGAUUCGCCCUGGUUUACAACACCUACCAGGCAUAUCUCAAGUCCACCCCAGACACAUUGGCGAAGCACCUAGAGACAGCGCAGCGCGAAGGGUUCACACUGGGCCUGAAGCUAGUGCGUGGGGCAUACAUCGCAUCGGACAAGCGGUCGCUGAUCCACGACACCAAGGCAGACACGGACCAUGCCUACGACACGAUCGCGCGGGGGGCGCUGAGACAGGAGAUCGGCGAGUUCGGGACGCGGAAGGCGUUCCCGUCGGUGAAUCUCUUCCUGGCCAGCCACAACCAAGCCAGCGUGGUGGGCGCGCAUCAGCUGCAUCGCCAGCGCCUGCAGGACGGGUUGCCCACGGUGCCGGUGGGAUUUGCGCAGCUGCACGGCAUGUCGGACGCGGUUAGCUUCGGACUGCUGAAGAUGAAGGGCUCGGACGGCACGCCGGAGGUGUUCAAGUGCUCGACGUGGGGGAAGAUGGGCGAGUGUCUGGCGUAUCUGCUGCGACGGGCCAUUGAGAACCGAGACGCGGUGGGGCGAACGGGGGAGGAAUAUCUGGCGUUGAAGAAGGAGUUGUGGCGGAGAUUGGGAUGGAGGACUGAGUACUAG
This is a messenger RNA of Aspergillus melleus, 1446 nucleotides long. RefSeq lists its product as uncharacterized. Gene Ontology annotation, molecular function: proline dehydrogenase activity; FAD binding. The record is from RefSeq and is a predicted model, not a curated record. NCBI's taxonomy places the organism in Eukaryota, Fungi, Ascomycota, Eurotiomycetes, Eurotiales, Aspergillaceae. Gene Ontology annotation, cellular component: mitochondrion. The transcript has 2 exons. The coding region runs from base 1 to 1446 and encodes 481 amino acids.